UGUGUGUGUGUGUGUGUGUGUGUGUGUGAUUUGAAAAUCUGAAAAUCGUUGUUGUCCAUUUGCAUUGAAAUUGGUCUUUGGCUCCCCCACAGGUGGAAAUAACUUAUACAUACAGCUAAUAUAUAAACACAGAACAAAUAUACAUAUAAAUUCAGUUCUAAAUUCAGCGAUUGUUCAAAAAACAGUUGACAAAGGGAUAAAUGAUCUCUUUACAAUAUUUUUGGUUGCUGUGGAUACCCUAUAGCGCCUUCCCGAAGGCAAUUUUUCGAAUUCGUAACAAAGCGGAUGUGAAGGAUGAUUUGAGAUCACGUAAUGUUGUACCUCAGGACACUCAACAAGAUCAGUAUAUUAUAUACCAUUUCAAGAACAUCUUCAGAGAUGUUUAGAAGACAGAUUUCUUCUAAACAUAACUCUCUGUUAAAAGUCUUUGAUCCAGACCAAAAGGCUGCCAUUUUUAUCCAUGUCCAUUUUAUCCAUUAUCCAUGUUAGCAUGACGCUGUAAUAAAACAUGGGUCUUAAUAAACUCAGUAAAUAAAACUAGGCAGGAGGUGCUUGGUGGAGGUGCUUGGUGGAGGUGCUUGGUGGAGGUGCUUGGUGACCAUUCACUCAUGUUGAAGUUGCCUCCUCAGUACCCCUUUGUUCUCUAAAGGCAAACUGAUGUCUGUCUAGCGGUCCUCGAGGGAGUGGGAGAUGUUUAAGUAUUACCCUUUCCACACAUUUACCCAGAAUGCAAGAGACAAUUGGCCUGAUUUUAGGUUUAGUUUAGUGUUGAUGAUCCAGUAUUUUUUGCUACUGGUAUUAUUAUAGCUCACUUCCUUGAAUAGAGCACAACAUUUCUAUUCAGUACAUAUUGAAACAGUCUUCUCAGAAAAAUCUUCACCUGGUGCAUACAGAUGUUAAGGACCGUUCUUCUCACUAGACCUGAUCUUCGCAAGACCUUGGCUGCAUCCUGGCUCUCUGUCAGAGUUAUAGGGUCCCGAUACUUAUAUAAACAUUAUUCAUGGACACAUUAUGGUCAUUUGUGUGAAAUCUACUAUAAAACUGGUUCAGUUCUGUUGCAGAGAGGAUUCUGUUAAACUGUUGUUUAUUCACAUCUCUGUCCAUCAUAAUAUUGAAGCUAUUCCAGAUGUUCUUUACAGGUGUGUGUGUGUGUGAUGACUAAAGACAUGCACGAUGCUAAUCUAGAGAGACCGGUGUGUGUGUGUGUGUGUGUGUGUGUGUGUGUGUGUGUGUUAGGGAAGGAGAUGGUGGAUUAUAUCUGUCAGUACCUGACGGAGAUCAGACAGAGGCGUGUCCUCCCGGAUGUUCAACCCGGCUUCAUGAAGUCUCAGCUUCCUGAUAAAGCUCCUCAUGAGCCGGAGCCAUGGGACGCCAUCAUGCAGGAUGUGGAGAACAUCAUCAUGCCCGGGGUUGUUCACUGGCAGAGUCCCCACAUGCAUGCAUAUUUUCCUGCUCUGACCUCAUGGCCAUCACUGCUGGGAGACAUGCUGGCCGACGCCAUCAACUGCCUCGGCUUCACCUGGGCAUCGAGUCCUGCUUGUACAGAGUUGGAGAUGUGUGUGAUGGACUGGCUGUGUAAAGCACUGGGGUUGCCAGAUCAUUUCCUGCACCAUCAUCCAGAGAGCCGUGGAGGGGGAAUACUGCAGAGUACAGUGAGUGAGUGCACACUGGUUGCCCUGCUCGCUUCCCGUAAAGACAAAAUCCUGCAGAUGAAGAGCAGAAACUCGCCCACAGACACACACACCGACACACACACCGAUGCCUUCAUUGACACACACACCGACACGGACGAGUCCACGCUGAACUCCACACUCAUCGCCUACGCCUCAGACCAGGCUCACUCCUCAGUGGAGAAGGCCGGGUUGAUCUCUCUGGUGAAGAUCAGGUUUCUGGAGACGGAUGAAAAGUUUUCGCUGCGUGGAGAAACCCUGCAGAGAGCCAUUCAAGAGGACAGGAGGCGGGGCUUAGUGCCUGUCAUGCUGUGUGCUACACUAGGUUCUACAGGUGUGUGUUCCUUUGACUGUCUGGAGGAGCUAGGACCCAUCUGUGCUCGUGAAGGUCUGUGGCUCCAUGUUGAUGCAGCGUACGCAGGCUCCGCCUUCCUCUGUCCUGAAUUACGCAACUUCCUGUCUGGGACGGAAUACGCAGACUCGUUCGUCUUCAACCCGUCUAAAUGGAUGAUGGUGCACUUCGACUGCACAGCGUUCUGGGUGAAAGAUAAGCUUAAACUCCAGCAGACGUUCAGUGUUGAUCCUCUUUACCUGAGACAUGACAACUCCGGAGCUACAGACUUUAUGCACUGGCAGAUUCCUCUGAGUCGUCGUUUCCGCUCAUUAAAGUUGUGGUUUGUUCUUCGCUCCUUUGGCCUGAAGAACCUUCAGGCUCACAUUCGACACGGGAUCGAAAUGGCCAAACUGUUCGAGUCUCUGGUGAGGAGCGACUCAAACUUCCACAUUCCAGCAGAGAGACACCUGGGACUGGUCGUGUUUAGUAUGACUGGAGGAAAUGCUCUUACGCAGGAGCUCUUACGCAGAAUAACGCACUCCGGCAGCAUGUUUCUGAUUCCGGCUGCCGUCGGCUCCAAACUGAUCAUCCGCUUUACUGUGACGUCACAGUUCACACGCCCUGAAGACAUCCACCGUGACUGGAGCAUCAUCCAGCGCACGGCCAAUGAGAUCCUGCAGCCAGGUCGCUGGCCCCGCCCCCACGCGCUCUCACUGGACGGCGAGACCGAAGAAGAAACUCUAUGGCAGGAACAGGAAGUGGAGACGCAGCAUGAGCCGUCCAUGAUCGACAAGCAUCUGGUACGUCAGAAUCAGAGGCGUGCCAUUCGCUCGAUGAGCUGCAGUGCAGAGCUCCCGCCAACCAGGCCUGACCACGCCCACACUCUGAAGGAGGCCCCGCCCCUCGGAGUGUUGGCAAAGAUUCCAGAGAGCCCUGAGGGGCGGAGAACGGCGCAGAAGCGUCUGAUGAAGUUCCACAGUGUGCCGAGUAUACCGCAGGUUUGGGCUCAGUGCGCCAUUCAGCAGCUUUACUGGCCUUUCAGCAAGGCUAACUGCUUCAACUGCUUCACACACUCACACUCACACACACACUCGCACACACACUCACACACACACUCUCCCGGCCCACUGCCCACCAAAUAACACACACUCACACUCCACUCACACACACACACUCACCCAGCCCACUGCCCACCAAAUAACACACACACAUUCACACUCCCUCACACUCACACUCACACACACACUCACACACACACUCGCACACACACUCACCCAGCCCACUGCCCACCAAAUAACACCCACACACACCUUUUUCCUAAUUA
Molecule: messenger RNA, 3328 nt
Organism: Ictalurus furcatus (blue catfish)
Lineage: Eukaryota; Metazoa; Chordata; Actinopteri; Siluriformes; Ictaluridae
Gene: hdc
Product: histidine decarboxylase
Exons: 11
Coding region: 1155-3146 (663 amino acids)
Biological process (GO): histamine biosynthetic process; L-histidine catabolic process
Molecular function (GO): histidine decarboxylase activity; pyridoxal phosphate binding
Source: RefSeq, a predicted model, not a curated record